Fonsecaea pedrosoi CBS 271.37 is the source of this 1383-nucleotide messenger RNA. RefSeq lists its product as uncharacterized. The record is from RefSeq and is a predicted model, not a curated record. The coding region runs from base 1 to 1383 and encodes 460 amino acids. NCBI's taxonomy places the organism in Eukaryota, Fungi, Ascomycota, Eurotiomycetes, Chaetothyriales, Herpotrichiellaceae. The transcript is spliced from 4 exons. Gene Ontology annotation, molecular function: acyltransferase activity, transferring groups other than amino-acyl groups.
AUGUCCUUCCAGCAAAACGCCUACGUGCUUGGGGUGGGUCUCACCAAGUUCAUCAAGCCUCGCCAAUUGCGCACCUAUCCUGAGCUGGGCCUAGAAGCCGGUACCAAAGCUCUCUUGGACGCCCACAUCACAUACGACGAUGUUCAGACUGGCGUGGCAUGUUAUUGCUAUGGCGAAACCACGUCUGGCCAGCGCAUCUUCUACCAGUUUGGCAUGACCAACAUCCCCGUAUACAACACCAAUAAUGCCUGCGCUACUGGAUCCACGGGCCUGCAGCUGGCACGGACGCUGGUCCGGGGAGGCAUUGUCGACGUCGUCUUGGUGAUUGGGUUUGAGACCAUGAAGCCUGGCGCCAUCAAGAGUGUGUGGGAUGAUAGACCGAGCCCCAUGGGCUUAAGCACGAAGUUGAUGGAGGAGACAAGGGGAAAGCAUGACACGCCGACAAAUGCGCAAUACUUUGCCAAUGCUGGAUUGGAAUACAUGGAGAAAUAUGGCGCCUCAGCCCGCGACUUCGCCGAAAUCGGCCGCAUCUCUCACGAGCACUCUUCGCGCAACCCUUACGCCCAGUUCAACAACGUCUACACCCUCGAGGAGAUCGAGAAGUCGCCCAUGAUCCACUACCCACUGACCAAACUCCAAUGCUCGCCCACCUCUGACGGCGCGGGGGCGGCGGUCAUCGUGUCUCAGCGCUUCCUCGAGUCUCGACCUGAACUCAAGUCCCGCGCUAUCCUGAUGGCCGGACAAUCUCUGAUGACGGAUUCUCCUAGUCUGUUCUCGCGCUCCCCGAUGGACCUCGUGGGCUUCGACAUGACUCGACGUGCGGCCAAGGCUGCCCUCGCCGAGGCAGGUGUGUCCGCCCGAGACGUCAAGGUGUGCGAAGUGCACGACUGCUUCUCCACCAACGAACUCAUUCUGCUCGAGGGUCUUGGGUUCUGCGACCAAGGCAAGGCCCACCUCAUGGUGAGGAACGGGGAUAUCACGUACGGUGGCAAGGGACCCGUUGUGAAUCCCUCUGGAGGGUUGAUCUCCAAGGGCCAUCCUCUAGGAGCCACUGGCCUCGCCCAAUGCGCCGAGCUCGCGUGGCAACUGCGCGGAUGGGCCAACAACGGCCGUCUGGUCAAGGACAUCGACGUCGCGCUGCAGCACAACCUCGGCCUCGGCGGCGCCGUCGUCGUCACCAUCUACAAACGCGCCGACGGGCGCAAGAACACCGACGUUACGGAGACCGACGCCCAGAUCGCCCAGGAGAGCGGUGUCGGGUAUAACCCCGCCGUCGAGGCCCGGGGCAUCACCCUCGCCGAUUUUGAAAAGAUCAAGAGCAAAAAGGCCCCCUCCGCGUAUGCCCUCGGCGAGACGGCCGAGAAGUUGCAGGCCAGGCUGUGA